CACUUCCGGCUUCUUACUGUACGGCACCGUGAGAGAUGCGCGGUGCAUUGUGGGGAUACAAAUACAGCGCAGAAAAAUAAAAGGGGACAACGGGGAGCACUAAAGAAUGCAAAACAAGCUUUUGCGGGAUACAAACUGGCGCUGAACCCCUCCGCUGGGAUGAGAAUACAACGCGCCGUUCUUUCGACCGUGGGUGUUUUUUUGGCGGACAAACUGCCCGAGACGCGCGGGGAAUGUGAGUGAUCGGAGCGGGGAAGCGGCAGGGGCGCACCGCUGUCUCCGACCAUCGCUGCUGGCUCCUUUGUGUACGUGUGUGUGUGUGCGCGCGCGCGCGUGCGUGUGUGUCAGCCGAACCGUUCGCAUCCCGAGGCCCUGCCGCCCUCACGGGCCUCAUCGCCACAAGGAGGCAUUUCCUGUACGAGGCCCCAACCCGCUUCCACCAUGGGGGUUAAAACCUUCACCCACAGCUCCCCCUCCCACAGCCAGGAGAUGCUGGAGAAGCUCAACGCGCUGCGCAGCCAGGGCCACCUGUGCGACGUCACCAUCCGGGUCCAGGACAAGCUCUUCCUGGCCCACAAAGUGGUGCUGGCCUGCUGCAGCGAGUUCUUCCGCUCCAAGCUGGUGGGCCGGCCCGAGGAGGAGGACAAGUUCGUGCUGGAUCUUCACCACGUCACCGUCAGCGGCUUCGCCCCCCUGCUGGAGUACGCCUACACCUCCACCCUCUCCAUCAGCACGGAGAACAUCAUCGACGUGCUGGCGGCCGCCAGCUACAUGCAGAUGUUCGCCGUGGCCAGCACGUGUUCUGAGUUCAUGAAGUCCAGCAUCCUGUGGGGCCCUGGCGGCGGCGGCGGCAGCAGGGCCAACAACAAUAACAUCAACAGCAUGGCAGCGGACAAGCCGCAGGAGGCGGCGGCGGAGGGCGCCUCGUCGCACUGCGCCCUGACGCCGCUGGACGGCAGUGUGUCCCCCGUGUCCUCCGACUGCAGCGUGAUGGAGAGGAACGUCCCCACCUGCCGCGAGUCGCGGCGGAAACGCAAAAGCUUCGCCACCAUGGCGUCCCCCGAGAGCCCGCUCAAAUGCACGGCGCAGAUGGUCACCACCUCCCCUCAGAUCCCCAACCCGUCCCCCUCCUUCUCGGAUGGCGCGGCCCCGCCCGUGGAGUCCUCCCUGGCCUUCCCCUGGACCUUCCCCUUCGGCAUCGACCGGAGGUUCCACUCGGACAAGCCGAAGCUCCCCGAGAGCCCCCGCUGCCUGGAGCAGGGCGCCGCGGGGGCCGGCGAGGCGGCGGCGGCGGGCCGGCGGCUCAGCGACUUCCUGACGUGCGAGAGCUCCAAGGUGGCGGCGGCGGUGGGGGAGGAGGACGUGAGGGUGAAGGUGGAGCGGCUCAGCGACGAGGAGGUGCAGGAGGCGUCGUCGCAGCCGGUCAGCGCCUCGCAGAGCUCGCUGAGCGACCAGCAGACGGUGCCGGGCAGCGAGCAGGUCCAGGAGGAGCUGCUCAUCAGUCCUCAGUCCUCCUCUAUAGGUGAGGUCGCUGGUCCAUGGGACGAGGGCGUGUCGGAGGGCCUUCAUUCCUUGCAGAGCACCUCCAGCCGCGGAGGACUCUGCUACGAUGACCAGAUGUUAGAAGGUAUUCAGUACCCGUACCACCUCUACAUCAACCCCUCAGCCCGGCCCGGCACCAACGGGCCCGACCGGCCCUUCCAGUGUCCUACCUGCGGAGUCCGAUUCACGCGCAUUCAGAACCUGAAGCAGCACAUGCUCAUUCACUCCGGUACGUGGACUUUGGAGAAAAGAAUAAAUAUGAACAGCAGCAAUAAAAAUAAUUCUCUGAUCAGAUGAAAAUAGCCAACGUCCUCACAUUAUUCACUCACCAUGAG
This is a messenger RNA of Gasterosteus aculeatus aculeatus (three-spined stickleback), 1877 nucleotides long. The record is from RefSeq and is a predicted model, not a curated record. NCBI's taxonomy places the organism in Eukaryota, Metazoa, Chordata, Actinopteri, Perciformes, Gasterosteidae.